Plasmodium inui San Antonio 1 is the source of this 1587-nucleotide messenger RNA. RefSeq lists its product as hypothetical. The coding region runs from base 1 to 1587 and encodes 528 amino acids. The record is from RefSeq and is a predicted model, not a curated record. The transcript has a single exon. Lineage: Eukaryota; Apicomplexa; Aconoidasida; Haemosporida; Plasmodiidae.
AUGACAGUAGAAAGAAAAUGGCUGGUUCUCAAGGAUGCCAGCUGGAAGAAUAAAUAUGCACCAGCGGGCAGCGGAGAUUGUGACCCAGACAACAACUUGUAUUGUAUACGACAAUACCAAGGAGGAGGAGGGGCAAGGCAAGGUUUCCUAGGGAGAAUAGGUCAAGCUAUGGAUACAGCCCGGAAAAGACUGCCCUGGAGCCAGCUAAUGCACCGGAACAGUCCACUAAAGGGGUAUAUAUUGGGAGCAUCAAGCGAAGAGUAUGACUGGAAGGGGCUUUUAAGCUGUGUAGUAUCUAAGGCAGUAGGAAUAGAUAAAAUCGAGGUGGAAAUAGGCAGCAGCGUGGAGGAGGUGUGGAAGGAAGACAAUUGGUCAGAGAUACUGAACAAUGGUACCAGCAAGAAUUGGUCAAGCUCAGCGGCAGGCCAAGGAGUCUUCGCGGCAGUGGCAUGUAUAGUUGCAGCUCUGAUGGUGCAACCGACCAACAAGGAGCUGCAUAGGGCCCCUCUGAAACAACUCUGCGAGGAGGUAUGGAAACCAGCAGCGAUAGAGUUGAAAGAAAAGGAAUCUGAAGACAAGGACCUGGAGAUAAAAGGGUUAGAGCAACUUCUGACGAAGGUGGAGGAGAUAGGAACUACCGGAGCUUCCAAAUAUACUGGUCUUGGGUUCCUUUUGAGUAUAUAUUAUGGGUUGAGCAGAUGUUGUUCCUAUGGAAGAAGUUAUGAGUUGACAGGAUUAGUCAGGAGGGGGACGUAUGAUUUAGGAUCAAUGGGGGCAUGUCACCUAAGGGACGGGACCUUCUCUUGCUCAGGGGGAGAUGGGGGCACAACUAAAGAUCGUCUCAACAUAUGGACAAAGGGGAAGGGAUCACUGGUUGGGGUGGAAAGGAGAAAAAAGAAAACUCUAAUAGUGAUACCCAAGGGGGGGGAAGCAGGAGACAAGCGGCAGCUAGAACAAAUAAAGGACAGGGAACGGGAGGCCAUCCAGAGGGCGAAGGAAUUAAUGGACGCUAUGGACAGGAAGGAUACCAACACAGGGAUAGUGGCCGUCUCAGGAAAAGUCCAACAUUUGACGAGCCAAAGUAUACAGACUCCAUCCAACAGGACAACACAACCCUCUUCCUCUGGACAAUCCCCACCCGUCACAAAACCCCAGACGCAAGGAACAUUAAAGACUCCCCCCCCUAAGGAGGACGAGGAAUCACAAGAGGAGGGAUUAGAGGAGAGGGCCUCCAGCGUCCACAUCCAUCACGAGAACAGGGGGCAAGACCGAAAUCCGAUAGACUCUUUAAAGCCCGCUGAUCAACUACCAACCAGAGCCCACGACCUUGACGAAACACAAGCCCGAAAGGAUCAGGAACCUUCCCCCUGGAAGACAGGCCUAACCCCCCCCCCCCUCCAACAGCCCGGGCAGGCUAGUCCGGGGGGGAUAGUGGGGGGAGUCUUAGCAGGUCUGCUGGCAAUGGGAGGUUUAUAUGGUAUGUACCGAGUAUUUAGAAGAGGGGCUGGAGGUGGAAGGAGCAGUGUGUCACGAAACCCAGGAGAUAGGACAGGCAUAGCCUAUACGAGGAGCUGCCUAAAUCACUAA